Messenger RNA from Cladophialophora psammophila CBS 110553, 1620 nucleotides. RefSeq lists its product as uncharacterized. Gene Ontology annotation, cellular component: membrane. The transcript is spliced from 6 exons. NCBI's taxonomy places the organism in Eukaryota, Fungi, Ascomycota, Eurotiomycetes, Chaetothyriales, Herpotrichiellaceae. The record is from RefSeq and is a predicted model, not a curated record. Bases 1 to 1620 code for a protein of 539 amino acids. Gene Ontology annotation, biological process: transmembrane transport. Gene Ontology annotation, molecular function: transmembrane transporter activity.
AUGAUACUCACAUCAGACCAUAAGAAGGCCCGGAUCCUAACCGUGAUUGCAUGCACCAUCACUGCAUUGGCAUGUGGUUCCAAUUAUGGCUACUCCAUAUGGGGUCCUAGUUUCGCAUCUCGCCUCAAGUUGACUGCCACGGACAGCAAUCUCAUUGGAACGGUGGGCAAUUUGGGGAUGUAUGCCUUUGGCAUUCCUUCCGGUAUGAUGGUCGAUGCAAAAGGUCCACGAUGGGGAGUCGCUUUGGGCAUUGUAUUGUUCGCUGCUGGAUACUAUCCAAUUGCCAAAGCAUACGACGCCGGCCCUGGACACUUUAGCGUGGCAUUGAUUUGUUUAUUCUCUUUCUUCACGGGUGCUGGGAGUUGUUCGGCCUUCACAGCAUCCAUCAAGGCCGCCGCCCUCAACUAUCCCGAAUCUCGAGGAACCGCAACAGCCUUUCCACUUGCGGCUUUCGGACUAAGCGCCUUGUUCUUUGCUGCUAUCGCGCAAUUACUUCCCGGCGGGACAUAUAAUUUUCUCAUUCUGCUCGCCACGGGGACAGUUGUCCUUCCCUUGAUAUGCUUUCCUUUCAUGCGUGUCAUACUCCCUCACGCCUACCAUCAUCUCCCCCAACACGAACGACAACAAGUCCUCCACCGAACCAGAUCACCAGGAAGUCGCCCCCUUCCUCAUCUCGAAGAACCAGGUGCGCCACACACACGAAAACCCCAGGCCCAGUCCUCAAUUAGUAGCACAGAACCGUCCCAAGACCACGAGGGCAAUAAUAGGGACGAAGAAUCUUCCUUGCUCUCCAAAACUUCCAGCCAAGAACAAGACGCCGAAGACCUUGAAAGUUCAAAGCACAUGGAGUCUGACAGGAUUCAUGAACAUCCGCAUUUAGAUAUUCGAGGCUUCGCUCUCUUACCUCAUGCCGAGUUCUGGCAGUUGUUCUUGAUGCUUGGCUUGAUGACCGGCAUCGGUUUAAUGACCAUCAACAACAUCGGCAACGACGCCCAAGCUCUCUGGAAACACUACGACCCUUCCACCUCGGCAUCCUUCAUCGAAAGUCGUCAAGCGAUGCACGUCUCUAUUCUUUCCUUUUGCAGCUUCAGUGGUCGGCUCCUGUCGGGCAUUGGUUCCGACAUCCUCGUGGCGAGACUUGACAGAUCUCGGUUUUGGUGCCUAUUUGUGUCCGCGCUAACCUUUUGCGCGGCACAGGUGGUCGCCACCGCCGUUUCAGACCCCCAUUAUCUUGUGCUUGUGUCAGGUUUGACGGGUCUGGCCUAUGGCAUGUUGUUUGGAGUGUACCCGAGCCUUGUUGCGCAUUGUUUCGGCGUUCAUGGCCUCUCACAAAACUGGGGGACCAUGACUCUCGCACCUGUCAUCUCUGGCAACAUCUUUAAUAUCCUCUACGGAAAGAUCUACGACGCGCAUUCGGUCCGAAACGAAGAUGAAGGACAUAUGGAGUGCCUUGUCGGAAAGGAGUGUUACCAAUCUGCCUACUGGGUGACUUUUGGUGCCGCGGUGCUGGGUGUCCUGUGCUGUCUGUGGAGCAUCUGGCAUGAGAACGAAGUGCACAAAGCUAAAGGCAGAGAAGGUAGGGUAAGUAGGAGGAGAUCUGCUCAUGAAAGAGUCGCUUGA